UUGAGCUCUGCACAUUGAACGUGCGAGCGCACAGACGCUGUGUGUGGUUUCAGAUGUACGCAAGAGCACCUCUCGCACAUAUGACAGGAUACAAGCGCGAAGGAAGAAAAUAUGCCAAUCUCCGUCAUGUUUCAUGCGAUUUCUACACCGCGGUGCUGAUUUCAGCAGUGUUAUAGAGGUGAGCCGCGAUGUCUGGCUGCGUAACGCUGAUUGACGGACCGGCUCGGUUGCGUGCGUGUUAACGCACCACAGUGUUUUCAGCUGAACUUUGCGAGAACUUCGCGACAUCGCUUCCCAUUUCGACGGGCGAGGUGAAACGGCAGCGCAAAGCAUGGCGACACAAAACGACUGCUGUGUCAAGGUCUCUUUAAGGAUCCGGCCGCAGAUGGCAAAGGAGAAGAUUGAGGGAUGUCACAUCUGCACGUCCGUUACUCCCGGGGAGCCCCAGGUGCUCUUGGGUAAAGACAAGGCCUUUACGUAUGACUUUGUGUUUGACUUGGACGCUCAGCAACAUCAGAUCUACAGCGCCUGCGUUCAAAAGCUGGUUGAAGGCUGCUUCGAGGGAUACAACGCGACUGUCUUCGCUUAUGGACAAACCGGUUCAGGAAAGACCUACACCAUGGGCACUGGCUUUGAUGUAACCGUGUCGGACGAAGAGCAGGGCAUAAUUCCACGGGCCGUGCGACAUUUCUUCCAGGGCAUCCAGAAACGCAGACUAGAGGCACAGAGCGCCGGCUUGCCACUGCCAGAAUUCAAAGUCAGCGCCCAGUUCCUUGAGCUCUAUAACGAGGAGAUCCUGGACCUGUUUGACAGCACACGUGACCCUGAGGCUCGAGGCAGGAAGUCCAAUAUUAAGAUCCACGAGGAUGGGAGCGGAAGCAUCUACACCACAGGAGUGACGUCACGGCUGGUCAGCUCAGAAGAGGAGCUGCUGCAGUGUCUGAAGCUGGGCGCUCUUUCCCGCACCACCGCCAGCACGCAGAUGAACGCCCAGAGUUCCCGCUCUCAUGCCAUCUUCACCAUCCACCUCUGCCAGAUGAGAGUGUGCACACAGCCACAACUGGUGAACGGAGAGAUGAACGGCGUGACUGAUAGCUCCAUGUCUCAGUCUGAGUAUGAGACGCUCUCUGCUAAGUUUCACUUUGUGGACCUGGCUGGAUCAGAGCGUCUCAAACGCACGGGAGCCACAGGAGAGAGAGCGAGAGAGGGCAUCUCUAUCAACUGUGGCCUGCUGGCCCUGGGUAAUGUGAUCAGUGCAUUGGGAGAUCAGAGUAAGAAGGCAGGCCAUGUGCCUUACAGAGACUCCAAACUCACACGCCUGCUGCAGGAUUCGCUGGGAGGAAACAGUCGGACCGUGAUGAUUGCCUGCGUGAGCCCGUCUGACCGAGACUUCAUGGAGACCCUUAACACGCUGAAGUAUGCCAAUCGGGCUCGCAACAUCAAGAACAAAGUGAUCGUGAACCAGGACAAAACCAGCCAGCAGAUCAGCGCCUUGCGAGCAGAGAUCGCACGCCUGCAGAUGGAGAUCAUGGAGUACAAAGCGGGGAAGCGAGUGGCCUGUGAAGAUGGAUCGGAAGGUUUUAGCGAUCUGUUUCAGGAGAACUCGAUGCUCCAAAAAGAGAACGAUACUCUGCGAAUGCGGGUCAAAGCCAUGCAAGAAACCAUCGACCACCUCAACACUCGAGUCACGCAGCUGCUCACCAAUGGAGUCAACCUGCUGCUCACGAAGACUGGUGAAACGAACGAGGAGAUUGGCAAUCUAAUCCAGAACUACAUCCGAGAGAUUGAAGAGCUGAGGUCUAAGCUGCUGGAGAGCGAAGCCAUGAACGAGUCUCUGAGGCGCAGUUUGUCUCGCCUCUCGGCCCGCGCUCCAUACCCGGCCUCCCACCCGUCUACUCCAGCACUCCCUCUCGGCUCCUCCCCCUCGGUUUCCAUGGAUGCAGAGAUGACAGAUGUGAUUCGUCAAGCCAAAUUAGAUGUGGAGAGGCUGAAGAAGAAAGAGAGAAAUCAGAGGAGGAAGAGUCCUGAGAAAGAAAAGGGUUUGAAGAAGAGAGCCAAGCUUUUUCCUCAGGAAAAUGGAGAAAAGAGCGAGAAUGGGCUGAGCAGAGAAAAUGAAGAGAGGCGUGAAAAUGGAGAUGGAGACUCUGAUAAUGAACCUGAAGAGGACGGCAUGUAUCCUCUUCAGGAGGAUGAUCACGGGGAGAGCGGCUGUGAUGAAGAUGAGGAGGAGGAAGAGGAAGCCAGAGAGGAAGAGUUCGACAGCGACGAGAGCCUGGUGGAUUCUGACUCUGACUCGGAUGAGAAAGUCAACUUGCAGGCCGACCUUGCGGAUCUGACGUGUGAGAUCGAGAUCAAGCAGAGACUCAUCGAUGAGCUGGAGAACAGCCAACGGCGGCUCCUGACGCUGAAGAGCCAGUAUGAGGAGAAACUGAUUCUGCUCCAGAACAAGAUCAGAGACACACAGCUGGAGAGAGACCGCGUGCUGCACAACCUCAUGUCCAUGGAGAACUACACUGAAGAGAAAGCCAGUAAAAUCAAAUCAGAUUAUGAGAAGCGUCUAAAGGAGAUGAACAGGGACCUGCUGAAGCUUCAGGCGGCUCAGAAGGAGCACGCCCGUCUGCUGAAGAACCAGAGCCGCUACGAGAGAGAGCUCAAGAAACUGCAGUCUGAAGUGGCUGAGAUGAAGAAAGCAAAGGUGGCGCUAAUGAAGCAGAUGAAGGAGGAGCAGCAGCGGAGGAGGAUGGUUGAGGCAAAGAGGAACAGAGAAAUCGCACAACUGAAGAAAGAGCAGCGACGACAAGAGUAUCAGAUCCGAGCUUUGGAGUCCCAGAAGCGUCAGCAGGAGAUCGUGUUGAGGAGGAAGACGCAGGAGGUGACGGCACUGAGGCGGCUGGCCAAGCCCAUGUCUGAGCGUGUGGCCGGACGUGUGGUCCGCAGAAUUACCACUGUGGACUCCGGAGCAGAGCUGUCCAACUGUACCACAACAACCUCCUCCGAACCAGAAUCCACUCGCUCCGUGUCCAGCAUCAUACGCCAGUGGAACACCAAACUGAACGGAUACCUGGGAGAGCAUGACAGCCAUGGCACCGCAGGAAACCUGGCCAGCAGAAAAAAGUUCCAGCGAAAGAGUACGAGCACAAGUUUUUCAAAGACAGCCCGUCAGAAGUGGCAGUCCCUGGAGAGGAGGAUCAUGGAUAUUGUGAUGCAGAGAAUGACCAUCACUAAUGUGGAAGCUGAUAUGGAUCGUCUCAUUAAGAAACGUGAGGAGCUGUCCAUGCAGCAGGAGGCGCUGUUACGCAAGAGAGAGAAGUUACUGAACGAGGGUUUUGGAGAGGAUGAGGAGGAGAGGCUCCUUCAGGAGAUGAAUGAGGAGAUUGAGGUUCUCAAUGCCAACAUCGACUACAUCAGUGACAGUCUGUCUGAUUGCCAGGCCACUAUCGUACAGAUUGAGGAGACCAAGGAUGAGCUGGACUCAGUGGACACCUCAGUGGUCAUCAGUUCCUGCUCGCUGGCCGAAGCUCGUGCUCUCCUGGACUACUUUCUCAAAGCCUCUAUUGACAAGGGGUUACAAGUUGCUCAAAAAGAGGCUCAAAUUCGGCUGCUGGAGGGUCAGCUGCGACAGACGGAUGUGAUUGGCUCUUCCCAAAAUCACAUGAUCCUGGAUGCUCUAAGGGAAAAGGCAGAGUGUAUCCCUGAACUACAAGCUCUAAUCCACAAUGUGCAGCAAGAGAAUGGCUAUGCGAGCACAGAUGAGGAUGCAUCUGAGUUCAGUCAGGCGUCAGAGGGCGGUUUUCCCCAGAUGAAGUUGUCUGCGAGUCAAGAUGACUUUAAGAUGAAGGUUGAGCCUCGGCUUUCUGUACAAAUGAAGGCGGUGUCAGCUGAGUAUUUGGGCCCGAUUCUGGACCUCAGCUCCAAGAACAUCACCAAGUCCCUGGCUUCUCUGUCAGAGAUCCAUGAGAACGGCCUGCUCCUCAGAGAGCCCUAUUCUAGAGAGCUGGUGUCUCGAACCAUCAGCCUGCCUGUCAGAGGACACACUUUCCCAAGACAGUCCAGAGGAUCUGACACGUCCCCCUUAACAAGGAGGCAGUCGUAUGACAGAGGCCAGCCAUACAGAAGUCCAGACAUAGGCUACACCCCUCCUCCUUCCCCUCCUCUUCGAACACGUAACGACCGCAACGUCUUUUCCCGCUUGACAAGCAACCAGAGUCAGGGCUCAGCGCUCGACAAGUCGGAUGACAGCGACUCCUCUCUCUCGGAGGUGCUCAGGGGUGUAAUCACUCCCACAGGUGGCCUGAAGGGGGGCAGGACGGCCCCUCUGCAGUGUGUGGCGAUGGCCGAAGGACACACUAAACCUGUGCUCUGCCUGGAUGCCACGGACGAGCUGCUUUUCACAGGCUCCAAAGAUCGAACCUGCAAGAUGUGGAACCUGGUGACUGGACAGGAAAUCGUGACCCUGAGAGGACAUCCUAACAACGUAGUGUCUGUCAAAUACUGCAGCCACUCCGGCCUUGUCUUCACAGUUUCCACCUCAUAUGUCAAAGUGUGGGACAUUCGUGAUUCUGCCAAGUGUGUCCGGACGUUCACGUCAUCGGGUCAGGUGGUCUCAGGCGACGCCUGUGCCGGUACAACCACUCGCACCAUCACUACAGCCCAGGGCGAGUACCAGAUCAACCAGAUCGCCCUCAAUCCCUCCGGAUCUGUGCUGUACGCCGCUGCCGGCAACACCGUCCGCACAUGGGACCUCAACAGAAUGCAGGCCACUGGGAAGCUGACCGGACACAUUGGGUCAGUCAUGUGUCUUACAGUGGGUUAUUCUGGAGGAGGCAAGGAUCAGGUGAUCACUGGAUCCAAAGACCAUUACGUGAAGAUAUUUGACGUUGCGGAGGGGACCCAGGGUAACAUCGGACCAGCUCAUAACUUCGAGCCCCCUCAUUAUGAUGGGAUUGAGUGCCUUGCUGUACAUGGUGACGUACUGUUCAGUGGUUCCCGUGACAAUGGCAUUAAGAAAUGGGAUCUGGGACAGCAGGAGCUUAUUCAGCAAAUCCCAAACGCGCACAAGGAUUGGGUGUGUGCUCUGGCGUUCGUUCCCGGACGGCCCAUGCUCCUCAGCGCCUGCAGGGGGGGCAUGCUCAAGGUGUGGAACGUGGACAACUUCACGCCCAUUGGAGAAAUUAAAGGCCAUGACAGCCCAAUAAAUGCCAUCUGCACCAAUUCCAAACAGAUCUUCACUGCCUCCAGUGACUGUCGGGUGAAGUUGUGGAGUUAUGUCCCCGGGCUCACGCCCUGUCUGCCCCGUCGGGUCCUGGCCAUCAAGGGCCGGGCCACCAGCCUCCCCUGAGCCUCCACUAACCGGUUCCCUCUGGUACUGUCCUUUCUCUCUCUAAUCUUCCUAUGUCUCUCUGUUUGAGGAUAAUUUCCCCUUUUCUCCUUUCCCCUCUGACAAGUCCUUAGCUGAAGCCCUCUUAACAAGUGACAACGUAGCCUACUUAUCACAUGAAAGUGGUUUGUUUAAU
Labeo rohita (rohu) is the source of this 5513-nucleotide messenger RNA. RefSeq names its product kinesin family member 21B (gene kif21b). Lineage: Eukaryota; Metazoa; Chordata; Actinopteri; Cypriniformes; Cyprinidae. Gene Ontology annotation, molecular function: ATP binding; microtubule motor activity; microtubule binding. Gene Ontology annotation, biological process: microtubule-based movement; mitotic spindle organization. The record is from RefSeq and is a predicted model, not a curated record.